This is a messenger RNA of Symbiodinium sp. CCMP2456, 2001 nucleotides long. NCBI's taxonomy places the organism in Eukaryota, Dinophyceae, Suessiales, Symbiodiniaceae. The record is from the annotation of a GenBank genome assembly.
GAGAUGCUAGCUGAACAAGUGCUGCAAAACAGCAAGCUGAGCGACGACCAGGUCCUUAUAAUAAGAACGGUGGUGGGCAAAAACCUCAGAGUGGCCGCCGUCUGCGAAGACUUGGUGGCACAGCACAGCGGCAUCCAUAACAAGGAGUGCCGAGGUGGUUUCCCACCCAAGGGCAAAAGCUAUGGUGGCAAGGGCCCCUUCCGGAACUACCCCAAAGGCAAGGGCUAUGGCUACCACGCGGAGCUGCCUGAGGAUGGCGACACCUACGGCUAUCCCGACGAGGCCUAUCACGCCUGGGACGCCUACAGCCAGAGCCUUGGCGGCUUCGAGGACGAGGUGGCUGCCUACUACCAGGGUGCGACCCAGGAUUAUGACUAUGUCGAGGAGGACGAGGCGAUUCACAACGCCUUUGCGGCCCUGGUCCAGGACGGCUUUGACGAGAACCAGGACCCGGAGGCGGCGGAGUAUGUGGCGGAGCUUUUGCAAGCAGAGGGCGAAGCCUAUAUGGUUCGCCAGCAGGCAGCCCAGCGAGGAUAUUCCGGGUUUCAGGGCAAAAAGUAUGAGUUCCGCGGGGAGAUGAGCAUUGAGGAGAGGGCACUGGGCCAACGACGCCUCCUGCCCCAAGGGCUCUGGAAAGGGGAAAUGCCAAAAAGGGUUAGCCUCGAAACCGCGGGAACCACGACUACAGCCAGCAAGGGCAAGAGCAAGUCCAAGGAUGGCUCGGCAAGGCCGCGCCCAGUCUACUUUGCCAUCUCCGAGCCUGUUCCUGCGGCCCCGGCGGCGAUGAUGGCAGAGCGCCCCAACUACAACCGAGUGCCGCCGCCGUCUUCUUUGGACACCGAGCCAGGACCGCCUCGGACGCGAUCCUCUCUGGAUGGGGUGGCGCCACCUGCCACUCUUUCGUCUUUGUUGGCUUGGUCUGGCGGCCGGCCAAGGCAAGCCGAGGACAAGAAGGACAACAAGGACUCCGGGAUCAAGACCGCUAACCCCUCAGCACUUCCCCGCGCAAGCUCGGCAAUGGUUGCUGUGGAUCGGGCAGCCCUGGCUGAGGUCCCAAGCGGGGCCCCGUUUUCAGGCCGGCUUGUUGACGGUGUGGACAUGGACCAGGAUAUGCUGAUCCGGGUCCUUCGCGCUAACAGCGACGUGGUGCUGGACCAGAUGAUUGCGGAGGCCCGGACCAUGGAUACGGCCGAUAACGAAGGACAGCUCCUUAUUACUCAGGGCCCCAUGGAGGCGGUCGAGUCUGCGGAGCCGGCCGCGAACAUCAUCGAGGACACCCGCGACGAGAAGGAUGUCAAGGAUGACGCGGUCCCAGCCCCAAGGUGCUUGCACGAGAGGACGACGACUAAGGGCACCAAGCGCUACUACUUCAUUCGAAGCUGCCUGGACUGCAAGAUGGUCCUCGAGCGCACCCAGAAGGCACAGUCGGAGAAAGCACCAGAGGGCAAGACGCCGUUCAAGCACAGCCCGGAAUCCUGCGCGCACCUCAAUGUUACCCGGCAAGGCACCAACGCCCAUACCUGGAAAUGGUACUGCAAGGAUUGCGGCACCCGCCGGGAAGGAAGACAGGGAGACGCUCAGGCCAGCAAUUUCGGAGAUAUUCUGGGUGGAGCGCUGGCGGGGAACUUUGCCCAAGGACCGGACUCCCACGCGGUCAAGGUGAUGGAGCUCGCCGGCACCGUGGUGAUGGUCCAGGAGAGCGGCGGCAUCCCGGUCCGCCUGGACCGUCUUCCGGGGAUUGUGCAGAAGUGUGCUGAUAUUUACCGCCAAAAGGCGGGACUUGCGGCUGGGAGUUCCUUUUUACAAGCCCCGCCGAUACAGCCAGGGCCAGCACCGCCCGACAGCAGCAGCACGGAUACCAAGGUCGUCCGGACACCUCUUGACAAGCCGGGCGACCCGAGCGAGGCCGGGAUCUCGGAUGAUACACGCCUGCAGUCGGGCAAGUACAAAGGAAGCAGCUUCAAGGAAGUGUACGACCACUACCCGGAGUACAACGACUAG